UGACGUCAGGAUCUGACGUGGACCGGAAACAACAACAACGCUGCUAAUGCUGCUAGGGAAAACCCUACAACUUGAGAGCGACCAAAACAAACAAGACGGUAGAGCAAAGAAAGCAACAAAUGCUGUUAUUACAAUAAUAUAUUUGCUUUGAUUAUGUGAAAGUAGUUUAAGCAUUGUAUCCACAUUAUAACAGUUUGGAUAAGAGUUCCGCGAUCUGCAGUACCGACUGUAUGCUAGCCUCUCUUUAGCUUUAGCAACAGCUGUGCUAGCAAUCGGUGUUGCUGUCAACAACUCAUUUCGAUAUUGUUUGGUGUUGGUCACGCCACGUAAGCGAUGAUAGCAAAAAUGCGGAGUAAGUUUUAUGGGCUAUCAGUUACUCGUUGACACCGCGUAUCUAUAUGUCAGUGUACGUCUUGGAUGUAGCAUUCUGGGUUUGUAGUCGAGAUGAGUUGGUUCAACGCAUCUCACUUGUCCACUUUCGCCAAACAAGCAUUAACAACUGCUCAGAAAUCAAUUGAUCGAGUGUUGGACAUCAAAGAAGAGGGACAAUGGAAUGACACGACUGCCGUGUCUUAUGACGAUGUGACAUUGCCUGCCAAGCUGUCAUUAAGUGGAGGGUGGGGGGUGACCCACUGGGAAGCAACACCCGAAGAAAAGACCCCCACACCUCCUUCUCCCUCUGUUGCCAUUACUACACCUGUUACCCGUACAGUUAUGGAUGAAUCUGAAAACUUCUUUAGUGCCUUCCUUUCACCUGGAGAUACACAAGUUGGCACCAAAUCCAAUGUGGUGUCUGUACCACCGACAAAAUCGCAAAGGCAGUCUCAGGAAAAUGACAAUAAUAUGAAGAACGCUGCAGCCCAAGAAGAGGUGGAGGUCCAAAAGACGGAGUCAGAUGAUAAUGGUCAUGAUAAUCGGACAGUUGUGGAUGGUCAACCGGUGGAGAGUGAACCCUCCCAUGCAGGCACCAUUUUUCUCCAACCCGUUUCUCCCGUUGUAAGUUGUGAACUUCCUUCUAGCACAGAUGACAAGAAGACCGAUACAAGUCAAGUACAACCAAACACUGACACGGAAGUGUCUGUAGACACAGUCACAGAGUGGUCACAAAUUCCAGCUAAAGAACAUGUUGAGAAAAAAAACCCAGAUUCAUCCGAACCUUGUACUGUUUCCUCUGAAUCUAAAAAAGCUACACAAUCUCACCCACCAGCAUCCCACUCUCAAAAGGAAGUUCCUUUAGAGCAAAAAGACUCAAAGCCUGAAGACCGUCAGAGUGAUACCCCCUCUCCUCCUGUUAGUGCCUUCUCUUCAGGAACAUCUACCACCAGUGACAUUGAAGUGCUGGAUCAUGAGAGUGUGUUGAGUGAGAGCUCUGCCAGCUCCAGACAAGAAACAGGAGAAGGAAAAGCUGGACUCCACUUAAUGCAUGGCUCAUUUCAACUUCUGUCCGCUUCUGCCUGUGGAGAUUUCACCCGUCUAGAGGACUAUAUGAAACUCACAGAGAGUUGUGGUUCUUCCUCAGAUGCAUUUGAACGCAUUGAUUCUUUCAGUGUACAGUCUCUGGAUAGCCGGAGUGUCAGUGAGAUUAACUCUGAUGAUGAGAUCCCUGGCAGUCGGACGCUCGCUUCUGUUACUUCGCCUGCAGCCCCUGCAGCAGAUAUUCCACCAGGCGUAUGCGAGAAGCAGGAAGUUCGAGUUGGGGAAAAGACUGGAGAGGCAAAAGAGGAGAAGGAAGAUUCUGUGACUGGAGCUGUGAGGGAGCAGUCUCUGGAUGAGAUGGAGGAGAGCGGACGGAGUGUGACGCCUGUGAAUAGUGAACAACCUGAAGAGUUGACUGAGCAGGAACAAGAAUCUGAGGCCAACAUUAUACUGUCUGAUCCCACCGACAAUGCAGAAGAUGAGUUCACUCCACCAAUCACUGAAGAAAUGAAAAGUGUCUCAACCGUUCAUUUUUUGGAGCUUCAAAAGGUCAUUGAUGAGCUGUCAGGCCGCCUUGAAAAGAGAGAAUCUCAGCUUCUUGCAGUGAGCAAGGACAAGGCUAGACUGGAAGAAGAGUGUGACAAUCUCAGAGAUGAAGUAAUUAGUCUGAAGCAGGAGAGCUCCACUGUUCAGUCCUUAAAGGAUGAGUUCACGCAGCGUAUAGCAGACACCGAAAGGAAGGCUCAGCUGGCUUACAAAGAGAGGGAUAUAGCCAAGAAGGAGAUCAAGGGCCUGCGGGAAGAGCUUGUGACAAGAUUUAACUCCGGUGAUAUAGUGGAGCUAGUCAAAGAGAAGGAAGAGCAGAUCAAAGGCCUGCUCGAAGAAGGGGAAAAGUUGUCUAAGCAGCAGCUGCAGCACAACAACAUUAUCAAGAAACUGCGUGUGAAGGAGAAGGAGAGUGACAUAAGACUCACCAAGCAACAGAAAAAAAUUAAAGAGCUGGAAGAUGAGCUCAGGCAUAUGCAGCAGGUUUUGGAGGGGAAAGAAGAGGUAGAGAAACAGCAUAGGGAAAAUAUCAAGAAGCUAAACUCAGCUGUGGAGUGUCAGGAGAAGGAGUUGAGCCGGCAGAAGAUAGACUCUGAGGAGCUGCACGAGAAGAACAGAAGUCUCCAAGUGGCUCUUGACAAGUCCUACAAGGAGCUAGCAGAACUUCACAAGGUCAAUGCCAGCAGAGCCAGCGAGGUUGAAGAGGCAGCUCUUAGUAGGGAGAUACAGGCCAAGAAGUUGGUAAGCGUGGCCCUUGAGAAGGCCCAGGAUGAGGCCAGGAUACAGCAGGAGGCUCUAGCCAACCAGGUGGCCGACCUGAGAUUGGCUCUGCAGAGGGCUGAGCAGCAGCAGGCAAGGAAGGAAGAUUAUUUGCGAGAGGAGAUCAGUGAAUUGCAGCAGAGGCUUCAGGAUGCAGAGACAAGGAACCAGGAGCUCAGUCAAAGCGUUACCUCAGCAACAAGGCCUUUGUUGCGUCAAAUAGAGAACUUACAGGCUUCACUGGGUGGACAAACUGCAUCCUGGGAAAAACUAGAAAAGAACAUAUCUGACAGGCUCGUGGAAUCCCAGGCACAACUUGCUGUUGCAGUGGAGAAGGAACGCUCGGUCACAGAAGAACUGGUCUCCGUCAAGUGUCAGCUGGCCUCCCUUGAGUCCCAAAAUUCCUUGCUUCGCCAGGAGAAGGUCAGACUCCUUGCACUUGUGGAGACUGAGAAGAACAAAAGAGUGAAAUUGGAAGAUGACAGUUGCAGAGAGCGUAUUGAGUUGGUGAAUUUGCGAGGAGAACACAGUCGCAUGCUGGAAGAAGCAAAGAAAGAAAAGCUGCUGCUCACUAAUCAAAUAGAGAUGGAGAAAAUGAAGGUUGAACAAGAGAAGAAAAAAUGUUACUUAGCACAAGAGGCACUCAAGGAAAAGGAGCAGAAAAGCAUGACCCAUGAUGCCCCAGCUUCUUCCACACCCUCACUGUCUCGCUCUAGCUCCAUUAGUGGGGCCGACAACGCUGGUUUUCACUCCUCUAUUUUCUCUCAGGAUGACUUGUUAGACCAGCCACUAGGCAGUGGAACUAUGUCUAUGUCUAUGAGUGGGCCCAACUUGUAUGAAGCUGCCAGGCUGUCUGGUGGCUCCAACAUCAUCGAAAAUCUCCAGUCUCAACUCAAACUGAGGGAAGGAGAGAUAGUACAGCUACAGCUUGAGAUUUCUAGUCUGGAGAGGAGUCGUUCUGUGAUGGCAGAAGAGUUGGUUCGACUCACCAAUCAAAAUGAUGACAUGGAGGAGAAGGUAAAAGAGAUCCCCAAGUUGAGAAUUCAGCUCAAGGAUCUGGAACAGAGGCACAACACAAUCUUGCAGAUGUAUGGAGAAAAAGCUGAAGAGGCAGAGGAGCUCAGGCUAGACCUUGAGGAUGUAAAGAGCAUGUACAAAACCCAAAUUGAUGAACUGCUGAAGAACCAGAAAUAAAGACCAUUGCACUCUUAUUUUAUGUAAGACACUCACAAACCAGGAGAAGCAUCUGGAAAAAAUGAAUUUGGACAUGAUAAUAUGAAUGAUGUAAAUUGCAAAUUGUUGUUAGUUAUUAAUACAGUAGUCUUUAAACAAGGGUGUUGAUGAAAAUGGAUUACCAAAUCAGUAUGAAGGAGACACUGAUUAGGGUUGGGGACAAAAUGUAGGCAUUCAGAUGCGAACUAUUAAAGCCUUCAGAGAGACCACCAAGAUCAUAGAAUUAUCUGACACAGCCACUACUCACAUUCCAUUUGUAACACCAUUUAACAUAUAUUACUGAGAUCAUUGUAAGCAGUGCUAUUCACCAACUGCUUCUAAACACCAAAUCAGGGAUACUCUUUGUGAGCAUUCAUCCUGCCAGUGCGGUUGCCAGGACUUGCAGACUCCAUCUCACCAAGAGUUGGUGUUGUUGGAGCCGUUGGUGAGUGGUUUUGCACUGCACACAUUCUACCAUGUUUGUAUUAUAACAUGAUUAUUAUAUUUUAACCGAUAUAUCAAAAGAUGUACAGAAAACCUUUGUUCCUAUUUCCUUAUUAAAUAGAAAAGUCUGUAUACAGUUAUUAAAAUCUAAAGGAGUGAAACUGUAUGAAUGUAAAUUAAUCAACAUUUAUUUGAGUGAUGAGAAAUAAAGACAUCCUUGGCAUUAA
This is a messenger RNA of Doryrhamphus excisus (bluestripe pipefish), 4604 nucleotides long. RefSeq names its product TATA element modulatory factor 1 (gene tmf1). NCBI's taxonomy places the organism in Eukaryota, Metazoa, Chordata, Actinopteri, Syngnathiformes, Syngnathidae. Gene Ontology annotation, cellular component: Golgi apparatus; endoplasmic reticulum. The record is from RefSeq and is a predicted model, not a curated record.